Drosophila subobscura is the source of this 795-nucleotide messenger RNA. RefSeq names its product dynein light chain roadblock-type 2 (gene robl62A). The transcript has a single exon. Gene Ontology annotation, molecular function: dynein intermediate chain binding. Gene Ontology annotation, biological process: microtubule-based movement. Bases 43 to 354 code for a protein of 103 amino acids. The record is from RefSeq and is a predicted model, not a curated record. NCBI's taxonomy places the organism in Eukaryota, Metazoa, Arthropoda, Insecta, Diptera, Drosophilidae. Gene Ontology annotation, cellular component: cytoplasmic dynein complex; centrosome; cytoplasm.
CAUACGGAUCUCUGUCGACAUAUAUAUUUAAAAAUUUCUACAAUGAAGCGGAAUUAUCGAAAUCUGACUUCUGUCGUGCAAAAAAAUGCGGAGAACACGGCGCGCAUCACGGAGCAGACGAGUGGAUACGUGGUGUCGGAGACUGGCUCGGACACCCUCAUGCAAACCUCCUUUGACAACAGCACGGCCGUUGCGAUCGUCAAGCAUUUGAAUUCGAAUUUUGUGAAAUUGGCCCAAAGCGCCGUACGGGAUUUGGAUCCAACCGACAAGCUGUGUUUUCUCCGGGUGGCAACGCGCAAAUUUGAGUACAUGGUGGCGCCCGAUGAUUCGUUUACCGUAACAGUGGUAUUGUAAUUGAAUGCAUUGGAGUGGGAUGGACAUAGUCACACAAAGGGGAACAUACAAUAUGAAUAAUGCAAUGAACUGGAAAGGGAUGAACAUAGUAACACACGGAGACUUCUGGAGAGACUUCUCAUCUUCGAAGGGGAAGUGAGGACAUUUACCGUAACACUUGUUCUAAUUCUCCACACUUAAUGGAUUGCGCUGGAAUGAGAGAAACAUCUCUACACUUGUUUUUUUUGAGAGAGCCAGAGAUCUGAGAGCAUAAAUCUUUAACCCCAAAACUAAACGAGCCAUAAAAUUAUGAACAACUCUUUGGAUUCGCAUUUGGCUUACGCGUAGUGUGUGUGACUAGCGCAAAACUAAAUAGUUUUUAUUAUGUAAUUAAGAUGUUAACAAAGAUGCGAAACGGGCCACGCAAUUAAGGCGGCUCAUAAAACAACAACAGAAACAAGA